AUGGGGAAUCCUGCUGCGGUGUCCAUCGCUACUCAAAAACCUAACACCAUCUCCGUGCAAGGCUUCAAGAUCACUACAGAGAAGCAGCCGAUACUAAAAGCUGAGCCGAUUGAAGACAUGACAAAAAGGCUAGGAAUUGCGCCGCCAGAAAUGAUCUUCGGUGAUAACUUUGUCACAAUUCAGCAUGAGAAAAGCCGCUGGGGAAUCAAUUUCAACGCCUAUGAUGCCUUGGAUCGCGUGGACAAAACUGGCGCAUCGAUGCUCAAAGUCGCUUAUUCGAAAGAGUGGCAGAGAAGCAGAGAAAAGACACAUGAGGGCAUCAAGGAGGUUGUAAAGCCCUUUGACUGGUCCUACACCACAGACUAUACUGGCACCGUUCAGGCUAAUGGUCGGUCAUUUGAACCAACGACAAGAUCCAUCCCCUUAGAAUUAUUAAAACGACCGGAUCCCAUACUCUUUUUUGAUGAGGUCAUAUUGUACGAAGACGAACUUGCUGAUAACGGCAUCACUAUGUUAUCCUGUAAAAUUCGCGUUAUGCCAGCCAGGCUACUGUUACUAUCGAGAUUCUUCCUACGACUCGACAAUGUUCUGUUUCGGCUUAGGGAUACAAGGGUAUAUAUCGACUUCGAGAACUUGGAGGUGAUCAGAGAGUUCCAGUCCAAGGAAUUAGACUAUGAGACAGUUCGACAGACUCUAGCGACAACGAGAGAUGACGUUCCUGCCGUUAUGCGUGACCCUAAUAGGCUUUCGGAGAUUCUUCCUCUUCGCGAAAAGCGUUUAGAACGAGUCAUUCUAGGAGAUUAG
Aspergillus bombycis is the source of this 804-nucleotide messenger RNA. Its product is annotated as TIP41 family protein. Lineage: Eukaryota; Fungi; Ascomycota; Eurotiomycetes; Eurotiales; Aspergillaceae. The transcript has 3 exons. The record is from RefSeq and is a predicted model, not a curated record. Gene Ontology annotation, cellular component: cytosol. The coding region runs from base 1 to 804 and encodes 267 amino acids. Gene Ontology annotation, biological process: TOR signaling.